Poeciliopsis prolifica (blackstripe livebearer) is the source of this 1618-nucleotide messenger RNA. It is a transcript of the gene fn3krp, whose product is annotated as fructosamine 3 kinase related protein. Lineage: Eukaryota; Metazoa; Chordata; Actinopteri; Cyprinodontiformes; Poeciliidae. Bases 163 to 1092 code for a protein of 309 amino acids. The transcript has 6 exons. The record is from RefSeq and is a predicted model, not a curated record.
CAAAACAAUUCUCUCCACUGUUCUCUUAUGCUCGAAAGAGUGCUGGUUGAUUUAGACGACAGAAGCUGUCAGGUAGACGGUCUCUGGUCUCCUGACCUGCUGCAUUGGCAUUAAUUUGUAAUAGUUUUGUGAUUUUACAAGGACAAGCUAUAGAAUAACACAAUGGAAGCUAAAUUAAAGAAAGAGCUGGGGACAAAUAUGCUGAAGUCAACUGGACACGCAGGCGGGGGAUGCAUCAGUGAGGGCCAUAGUUACGACACUGAUCACGGCAGAGUGUUUGUGAAGAUCAAUCACAAAAGCGGGGCCAAGUUGAUGUUUGAUGGAGAGAUGUCGAGCCUGGAAACAAUUUUAAAGACAGAAACUGUCAAAGUCCCGAAACCACUGAAAGUGAUUGAGCUUGACACAGGAGGCUGCGUAUUUGUGAUGGAGCAUCUGGAUAUGAAAAGUCUUAACAAGUACUCUAAACAGCUGGGAGAGCAGCUGGCGGAUCUGCACCUUCACAACAAAAGACUGUUGGAAAAACAAAAUAAAGAGCAGCAAACAGUGGGUAAAGGGGCUGGACACACCAAGACCGAUCCUGUUGAGAAAUUUGGCUUUGGUGUAAAUACUUGCUGUGGAUAUAUAGCACAGAAAAAUGAGUGGCAGAGCGACUGGGUGCAGUUUUACUCCCAGCAGAGGCUGGAGUACCAACUGAACAUGGUGGAGAAAUCGCAUGGAGAUCGGGAGGCCAGAGAGCUGUGGGCAAAACUGCAGCUGAAGAUCCCUGAGUUUUUCACCAAUGUGGAGGUCGUCCCAGCCCUCCUCCAUGGAGACUUAUGGGGGGGCAACGUGGCAGAGUGUGCAGAUGGCCCAGUCAUCUUUGACCCAGCUUCUUUCUAUGGCCAUUCAGAGUUUGAGCUUGCUAUUAGUGGGAUGUUUGGUGGCUUCGACAACUCUUUCUACUCUGCUUACCAUGAUAAGAUUCCUCAAACACCAGGGUUUGCACAAAGAAACCAGCUCUACCAGCUCUUCCAUUACCUGAAUCACUGGAAUCACUUUGGAGGUAGCUACAGAGGCUCGUCGAUAAGGAUUAUGAAGAAUUUGCUCAAAUAAAAACUCUCUCAGUUCCAAUUAAAAAAAGGCUUUAAGUCUUAUCAUAAGCAAAGUAAUAUCUAGAUUUUUUUAGAUAAAAAACAACAUGGCAAAGAGUGAAAUUUACUAAACAUUCUCAAAGAUUCUAAAAUAUCUAACUGCAUGUUGGAAUUUCUUAGAUGUUGUAUUGAAAAUGGAGAAAAAAACAUUGGGAUAAUUAAAAUAAAUAUGUUGCAACACUCUGCUGUAUUAUACACUAUGUGUAAUUCCAUGAUUUAAAACUGUUGCUAAAUAAAUGAAGUGUAGGUUUCUUCAAGGUCAUUAAACUUGGCAGAAGAACAAACACAAAGUAUUCAUCUGCUGGGGUGCAGAUAUGAGAGGUGUUUCCUCUCAUAUCUAUUAUUUCAUUACAUGCAGUUGUCCCAAAGUAAAUUACACUCAACAAGGACUGUAGCUCCUGGUAUUUUAAAGAUUUGACAUAUGCAGUCUUACAAUCUCCAUAGUUUUUUCUGAUGAUCCUGAUAUGCAUUGGCUGUCUUUUUUUUUU